Dromiciops gliroides (monito del monte) is the source of this 2003-nucleotide messenger RNA. It is a transcript of the gene RIBC2, whose product is annotated as RIB43A domain with coiled-coils 2. Bases 155 to 1303 code for a protein of 382 amino acids. NCBI's taxonomy places the organism in Eukaryota, Metazoa, Chordata, Mammalia, Microbiotheria, Microbiotheriidae. The record is from RefSeq and is a predicted model, not a curated record. The transcript has 7 exons.
GGCGGCGUUGCCUAGGAACCGAGCGCGUGCGGGCGUUGCCGAGGGAACGCGGCAGUCCUCUCCCCGCACCAGCUCUUGCUGGGAGCCGGGCCCGGCCCUCCCCUCCCCUGGCUCCGCUCCGGGCCUUUGGGUCCCCGGCCUUUGGGCCGCAGCCAUGCCCGUGAAGCCCGUGAGGAGCCGCAAUGUGGUGCAGCCCCAGGACUACAAGGAGGCGGUGGCCCUGGAAAGGAAGAGGCAGGCAGAGCUGCAGCUGCAGAGCCGCUGGUUCAACGCGCGGGAGCGGCUGAUCGGGGGAGAUUAUGAUGCCUGGGCUGCCCAGGUACAUGAUCGGAAGAUUCAGGAAGCAACCGAGAAAGGAAAGCACGAAAUGAUGGGUGCGGAGAUGCGACAGAAUGACCGGAUCGCCUGCAUCUUGGACGAGCGGCAGCGGAAGGACAAGCGCAACUUGCAGAAAGCCAUCAGCGAUUUCCGUCAGGCCUUCCAGAAGCCUGAGAGUCGGCGGGAAUUUGACCUGUCUGACCCGCUAGCCCUGCGGAAGGACAUGCCGGCCCGAGUGUCUGACCAGGACGUCUCCUGCACGGUCUCAGGACUGCAGAAGUUCAUGGGGGAGGACCUGAGCGCCAGGGAGAGGAAGAAGGCGCAGGAGGAGCAGAACCGCGAGUGGGCCCUGGAGCAGCAGAGGAUGUGGAGCGAUGCUCUGGCUGAUCACAGGUCUGCAGAGGACGCCUUCACCAAGACCAGGCUGGAAUUUGACCAGACCGCCAUGCAUCUUCAGAAGCUCGAACUCGCCACUAAACGAACAGUGUGCGCAGCCGUGAAGGAUUUCAAUAAAAACCAGAUCCUCGAAGUAGCAGAAAGGAGAAGGCGCGAGCGCAGACAGGAGGAGGAGGACAACAUGGCGGAGAUCGCCAACAUGCUGCAGAGCGACUUCCUCUCUGAGAAUCCGCAGCAGGCGGCCAUCCCAUUGGGGUCGCACAGGGUGGUCCCGGACAGGUGGAAGGGCCUGAACAAGGAGCAGCUGGAGGAGAUUCGGCUGAUUCAGAAGCAGCAGAUCCACGAGAAGCAGAGGCUACAAGAGGAGGAGAAGCAGCGGGACUUUGAUUUGGACCGGCAGCGGAUCCAGGCGGCCAGAGCCAACCUCUUGUUUGAGAGGCAGCAGCAGCGACUCAGCCGGGAGCUCCGGCGGGCCAUGGAUAACAAGAACCUGCAGUUAGCUCGGGAGCAUAAAGACAUAUCCUGCUUCGACGGCCUGUCUGGGGGAGUAUCUCUGGUAAUGGGAACCAAAUGUUGUCUGUGGAAAUGACUGGAAAUGACCCUCGGCAGUGGGCUGGGUCUGAGGUUCUCUCUUGGAAGGAGGCAGAGCGGGGAAACAACCCCCGGAGACGCUUUUGCCAUCAAUCACCGGGUGUGGUGCAACAUUUGGCUUUUCUUGGCUUCUCCAGCCAAGCGAGGACGGGAUGGAGCCGGAGGGUGGACAGAGGCUGUAAAACUUGGAUUCAGUGGGGUCCUCAGCCAUCAGGGGCUCAUGGGAAGGAUCCAAGGAAAAGGCCCUCAUCAGGCUCUAGUGAAAAACACCCACACAGCUCAGUAAUGACUUCCAUAGACUUCAAGUUACGGACCCAUAGAGUGGCAGCACUGGGAGGGCUUUAGAACAGGGGAUGGCGGGACUGGGAGGACCUUAGACCAGAGGUGGGAGGGCCCUUAGAAAAGGGGUGGAGGGGGAGCAGUAAUGGAUGAUGAUGCACGGGAGUGGAGGUGGUGGCUGUUACCAAGCACAUAUGAAAACAUUCAUUCAUCAGCUUUGAUCAUGAAUAAUAUUAGUAUCACAAUAAUUAACUAUAAAGAUUGCCAAGUAAUUACUAAGGCUGCCUCCAAACUCACUCAUGUCUCCAACAUCAUUGAAGAGUCCCACCUGAGCACACCUGGGCCUCGUGGGGAUGAAUUUCGGUCCCUCUUGGCCCCGGCAUCAUCCUUGUGAGUGUGUAGGCACCCUGCAGAGCAGG